Messenger RNA from Brassica oleracea var. oleracea, 1994 nucleotides. RefSeq lists its product as uncharacterized. Lineage: Eukaryota; Viridiplantae; Streptophyta; Magnoliopsida; Brassicales; Brassicaceae. The transcript has 14 exons. The coding region runs from base 91 to 1653 and encodes 520 amino acids. Gene Ontology annotation, cellular component: chloroplast envelope. The record is from RefSeq and is a predicted model, not a curated record.
GAAAGCUUUCGAUUUUGAACCAUACAAACAUCUCUCCCAUGGCGGAAACUCGAAACUCGUAACUAGAGAAGAAGCAGCUGUAACUAGAGAAUGGCUUGUGUCUCGACAUGCUUACUCAUCUCCCCUAGGCUAACUCAAUCGGAGCUCUCACCAAAAAAGCCUCUGAUUCGACUCAGAUCUCCCUUUCCCGGCGGAAAGCUAACGGAGAGGUCCCCGAGCAGUCGCCGGAAGUUUAACAACCGUCGAAUCUCGGUGGUGAGGGCGGCGAGCAUAGAUAAUAAGCUCACCGGCGGCGCAAUCAGACCGGGAGGAUUGGUUGAGAGCGACAAGAUUCCGACUGAUGUCCGAAAACGAGCUAUGGAAGCUGUGGACGAGUGCGGCCGGAGAGUCACUGUCGGUGACGUGGCUAGCAGAGCUGGUCUGAAUGUUACACAAGCUCAGAAAGCGCUUCAAGCUCUCGCCGCGGACACUGAUGGGUUUCUCGAGGUCUCAGAUGAAGGUGAUGUGCUUUAUGUAUUCCCAAGGGACUAUCGGUCUAAGCUAGCUACCAAGUCGUUAAGGGUACAGAUUGAACCCUUUCUUGACAAGGCAAAGGGUGCUGCUGACUAUCUGACUCGUGUCUCAUUUGGCACUGCGCUUAUUGCGUCUAUUGUUAUCGUCUACACAACAAUUAUAGUCUUGAUUUCAAGCAGAAGUGAGGAUGAUAAUCGUCAGAGGAGACGUGGGCGAGGAUAUGAUUCUGGAUUCAAUUUCUAUAUCAAUCCUAUCGAUUUAUUUUGGUAUUGGGAUCCCAACUAUUACAGAAGGCGGCGAGCUCGAGAAGAUGAAGGAAAGGGAAUGAAUUUCAUUGAAUCUGUUUUCUCCUUUGUGUUUGGAGAUGGAGAUCCAAACCAAGGAAUUGAAGAAGAGAGGUGGCAGAUGAUUGGGAGGUAUAUAACUUCUAGAGGAGGUGUUGUUGCAGCUGACGAGCUUGCUCCAUACCUUGAUGUGUCAUCUUCCAAGAGUGCCACGAGCGAUGAAUCCUACAUUCUUCCUGUUCUUCUUCGGUUUGAUGGUCAACCAGAGUUGGAUGACGAGGGGAAUAUUCUGUAUCGCUUUCCAUCGCUGCAACGCACAGCUUCUGGAUCUAGUAGAAGAAAGGAGUACGUGGGGAAAUGGUUUGACUUUGUUGCAGAUAUGGAGAAGUUCUUCAAGGAGAAAAAAUGGCAAUUUAGUAAAACUAGUUCAUCCGAGAGAGCUUUGGUCGUUGGUCUAGGUGCUUUUAAUCUCUUUGGUGUCAUUGUUCUGAACUCUUUACUAAAAGAGAUGGCUGUCACACCAAGUGGGUUUAUUACAUUUGUUAAGAACAUUUAUCCACUACUUCAGGUAUAUGCAGGUUCAUUCUUUGCCAUCCCUUUGAUUCGGUGGUUUUCAAUCAAGAGAAAGAAUGACCAGAUAGAGAGUAGAAACAAAGCUCGGCUACAGUUUGCACGAGCACUUGAAUCUCCUGAUAUCGCUCUACGGCGUAAGCUACUAAGUGCAAGGGAUAUGGCUCAGAACACAGUGAUAGGGAAGGAGAGGAUAGUGUAUACAACAGAUAAAGAUAUGAUUGAACAAGACUAUGAGGCAGAGGAAUGGGAGAGACGAUUCCGUGAGGUGGAAAAAUCAGAUUAAAAAAAAUGUGGAAUCAGGGAACUCACACUUGAUACGCAACACAGAACUGUCUCAGUAACCUACUUGGACACUGCGGAUGAGAGAAGCCAUGGUACAUAGAUAUAUAGACAUUGUUGCUCUCUUUGAGACAGAGAAAGUCAUUUGGUUUUCAUAGGGUCUCUUAAGUUAAAGAACUAACACAACCAUACCUGCACGCUUGGUCUUGUACUCUUGUUUAUAUGUUAUAUGGCAUUCAAGAGAAUUAUCCCUGCUUGUUCCGGAGAGUUACCAAAAAAAAUAUGCAGUAGAAGAUUAAUGUACAGUGAUAUGUAUGUAUAUACAAAAUUCCAUUUUCUUGCUCA